AUGUCUACUCGCCCACCAGUUUACAUUGUAUCCGCAGCUCGAACCCCAGUGGGCUCGUUCCUUGGCUCCCUAUCGACUCUCACUGCCCCUCAGUUAGGAGCUCACGCGAUAAAGGCUGCCGUCGAACGGACCCAGGGAAUAAAGCCAGAGGAUGUAGAGGAAGUCUUCUUCGGCAACGUUCUCUCCGCAAAUGUUGGCCAAAACCCCGCCAGACAAUGCGCAUUGGGCGCUGGGCUCUCUGAAUCUACCAUCUGCACCACCAUAAACAAGGUGUGCGCCUCUGGUCUUAAGGCCGUUAUCUUAGGUGCUCAAACCAUCAUGACUGGUAACGCCGAUAUCAUUGUUGCGGGCGGAGCAGAGUCUAUGUCGAAUACCCCCCAUUACCUCCCCAACAUGCGCACUGGUGCUAAAUAUGGUCACCAAUCCCUCACGGACGGUAUUAUGAAGGACGGUCUAUCGGACGCCUACGGAAAGAAGGAGCUUAUGGGUCUACAGGGAGAAGAGUGUGCCCAGGACCACGGAUUCAGCCGUGAGCAGCAGGACGAAUAUGCCAUCCGCACAUACCAGCGUGCCCAAGCUGCACAGAACUCGGGUGCUCUCAGCGCGGAGAUUGCACCAAUUGAGAUUCCAGGUUUCCGCGGCAAGCCUGGUGUGGUUGUUGACAAGGACGAGGAGCCCAAGAAUCUCAACCCUGAUAAGCUCCGAGCCAUUAAGCCCGCCUUCAUCCCCAACGGUGGAACAAUCACAGCUCCCAACUCCUCUCCUCUCAACGACGGUGCAGCUGCUCUCGUCCUCGUCUCCGAAGCUAAAUUGAAAGAGCUAAACCUCAAGCCCCUGGCCAAGAUCCUCGGAUGGGGUGACGCAGCCAAGGCACCCAGCAAAUUCACCACCGCCCCAUCCCUCGCUAUCCCCAAGGCUCUUAAGCACGCUGGCGUUGAGCAAAGUGCUAUUGACGCCUUUGAGAUUAACGAGGCAUUCAGUGUCGUUGCGUUGGCGAACAUGAAGAUUCUCAACCUUUCCGAGGACAAGGUUAACAUUCACGGCGGCGCUGUGGCGUUGGGACACCCACUUGGAGCAAGCGGUGCGCGUAUCCUGACCACUCUUUUGGGUGUGUUGCGUGAAAAGAAGGGAAAGCUUGGAUGCGUGGGUAUCUGCAACGGUGGUGGCGGUGCUAGUGCUAUGGUCAUUGAAUCCUUGCAGUAG
Molecule: messenger RNA, 1203 nt
Organism: Arthroderma uncinatum
Lineage: Eukaryota; Fungi; Ascomycota; Eurotiomycetes; Onygenales; Arthrodermataceae
Exons: 5
Coding region: 1-1203 (400 amino acids)
Biological process (GO): ergosterol biosynthetic process; fatty acid beta-oxidation
Molecular function (GO): acetyl-CoA C-acetyltransferase activity
Source: RefSeq, a predicted model, not a curated record